This is a messenger RNA of Acomys russatus (golden spiny mouse), 1890 nucleotides long. It is a transcript of the gene Tex261, whose product is annotated as testis expressed 261. Gene Ontology annotation, biological process: endoplasmic reticulum to Golgi vesicle-mediated transport. The record is from RefSeq and is a predicted model, not a curated record. Lineage: Eukaryota; Metazoa; Chordata; Mammalia; Rodentia; Muridae. The coding region runs from base 83 to 673 and encodes 196 amino acids. The transcript is spliced from 6 exons. Gene Ontology annotation, cellular component: endoplasmic reticulum membrane; COPII-coated ER to Golgi transport vesicle; Golgi membrane. Gene Ontology annotation, molecular function: COPII receptor activity.
GGGCGGGGACACCACGGCAGCGGCCGCUCUGUGUCCCCGGAGCCGGACCGCGCAGGCCCGUCCCGGCAGCCCGGGGGGCGCCAUGUGGUUCAUGUACGUGCUAAGCUGGCUGUCGCUGUUCAUCCAGGUGGCAUUCAUCACCCUGGCCGUCGCGGCUGGACUGUACUACCUGGCAGAGCUGAUCGAAGAGUAUACGGUGGCCACCAGCCGAAUCAUCAAAUACAUGAUCUGGUUCUCCACAGCAGUACUGAUCGGCCUGUACGUCUUUGAGCGCUUCCCCACCGGCAUGAUUGGCGUGGGUCUUUUCACCAACCUCGUCUACUUUGGCCUUCUCCAGACUUUCCCCUUCAUCAUGCUGACAUCACCUAACUUCAUCCUGUCAUGCGGGCUGGUGGUGGUGAACCAUUACCUGGCAUUUCAGUUUUUUGCAGAAGAAUAUUACCCUUUCUCUGAGGUCCUGGCCUACUUCACAUUCUGCCUGUGGAUCAUCCCGUUUGCUUUCUUCGUGUCACUCUCGGCUGGGGAGAAUGUCCUGCCCUCCACCAUGCAGCCAGGCGAUGACGUGGUCUCCAAUUACUUCACCAAAGGCAAGCGAGGCAAGCGCUUAGGCAUCCUGGUUGUCUUCUCCUUCAUCAAAGAGGCCAUCCUACCCAGUCGGCAGAAGAUAUACUGACCCUUUGGGGAGGGCAUGUGAGGGGCAAGACCAAUAGAACCAGGUCCCUGGGGUUCUGGGCAGCAGUGCCUGGGAGCCUGGAGGAUGUCUUCUGCCAGCCCCGGUUUCCCUCCCCUCUGUUCUGAAGCGCGAUCCCACUCUCCUCAGGGGGCUUGAAUGCUGCCAAGGACACCAGAGGGGGUAGCAGAGCCUACUGUGCCAGGCGCUGUGUCUCCAGCCCUCCCUUCCCCAGAGUUGGGUCUGGUCAGCUGGGGUAGGCAGGGAGGGUCUAUGAAGCUGAGGAACAGACAGCAAGGUCUCAGGCGGGUGACCAGAGGGAGAAGCUGAGGCUUGGCACUUCCGGAAAAGUGCAUUUUGCUGUUGAACUAAGGGUCUUGUCCAAUGCUGAUUCCCCUUUGAAUAAAGAUUCUAGGCGACACUGUUUGCCUUAACACCCCAGGAGUUCAUCUUCUCUGCCCACUAGCCUUCUGCCUAGACUGGGCUAGCCUGCUCUAGGGUCUCCUCUUCUGGCUCUUUCCCUUCUGAAGGGAUUUCUGUGGCCCUAAGCAGGAAGGAACAGAGAUGAGGAUGAGUGGGCAGAGGCAGUCUUCCUGAGGCUCCUCCCUCUUGCCAUGGCUUCCUUCCCCAGACUGUGAGAGUCCAGAUGGGGGAAGCAGAAACCGUUUGUGGCUGGGUUAGAGAUGCAGAAGACAGUGUAUAAUAUCCUAGUUAUGUCUUCCUUUGAGAUAAAAGGAGAGGUUUCUCGGUGAAGUCUAUCUCAGGCUCAAUGAAAAAAAAAUAAACAUUGGCUUCUAGGCAGCCUCGCCUGUGGCCUGUUUCUUGAGAAAUGGGGUUGGGAAAGGCUGUCCCUCAGAGCACACAGGCCUCACACUUCAUGCAUGCUUCUGGCUCCUAGAGGGAUGUAAGCUCUGCCUUCUAAGAAGGUGUGGGCCCCAUCUUGGGCACAGACCAGCAUCUGUUGACCUUGCACUCCCAACUACAGUGCCUUGCAAGGCCUCAGCAGUACAUGGAAUGAAGGCGCCACUGGCCGAAUCUCAUACCUCACAGUGAGUCUGGCAGGUGCCCAGAUGGACAAGGCAUGAAGACCCUAGUUCGUGAACCAAGCAUCCUUCAUCUCGUUAGCUCUUGCAUUUCUGUUCUUAGCCUGCCGUUCCCUGGAUUUUGUUCUGCAGCUACAGAUGAGAUCACUAGACCUGCUUCUGGCAGUCAGGCUGCUG